ACCCGGAAGUGAAACGCACAAAAACAACGUCAACUUCCGUUGAUCAGAAAGUCUAGUGUUAAGUCCCCGUCAGAUAUUCUUUAAUGUAUUCGUUUUAUCGAUUAAAAUGGAUGUAGUUAUUUAUAUUGUAGCUGCGGUUAUUCUGCUUUGUUUGAUCGUGUUUGCUGUGAAGGUUCGUGGACGCGCUGAAGAAGCAGAAGAUCGUGAACACAGUCAGAAUGUCGCAGCUCGAGCUGCAGCGCGUCCGCAGCCGGUGGAGGACAGGGGUGCUGGGAUGCCUCGUCGCCGUAGAAACCUCCACAGCCGAAUGACUGCACAGCAACGCAUACAGCAGGACACAUCAGACAACGAGGCUCAUCCUAUAGAAGAAGAUGAGAAUCAAGAGGAUGGACAUCAAUCUGAAGAACGCCCUCAACCCGCUGGUAAAAUUGGGGCAAAGAAACAGAAAAAGCUGGAGGAGAAACAAGCGAGGAGAGCUCAGAGAGAGGCUGAACUGGAAGAGCGAGAGGAGAGGAAGAGGAUGCAGGAGCUCCGAGAGCAAGAAAGACAGAAGGAAGAGGAGAACGAGCGACUCCAGGAGCAGAAACGGGAUGAGGAGUUACGUCGAACCAAAGAGGAGCAGGAGAGGAGAGAAGAGGAGGAGUAUCAGAGGCUAAAGGAGUCGUUCGUGAUUGAGGAGCAGGGGGAGACAGAGGAGCUCAGUGAACAGGAGUCUCGUAACCUCCUGCAAGAGUUCAUCGAUUAUGUAAAGACAUCUAAAGUGGUUUUGUUGGAGGAUUUGGCAUCUCACUUUGAAAUGCGCACACAGGAUGCUAUUGCUAGACUGCAGGAUUUGAUGGCACAAGGUUUUCUCACAGGCGUGAUUGAUGACAGGGGGAAGUUUAUUUUCAUCACCCCGCAGGAGCUGGACGCUGUGGCCGAGUUCAUCAAACAGAGAGGACGCGUCUCCAUCACAGAGCUGGCCCAAGCCAGUAACACCCUCAUAAACCUCAACCCAGAGAUCCAGAGUAACGCGUGACCACAAAGACUGAAAAUUAAAAUAAAUACAAAGAGUUGUAAAUAAA
Molecule: messenger RNA, 1064 nt
Organism: Paramisgurnus dabryanus
Lineage: Eukaryota; Metazoa; Chordata; Actinopteri; Cypriniformes; Cobitidae
Product: DDRGK domain-containing protein 1
Biological process (GO): protein K69-linked ufmylation; negative regulation of IRE1-mediated unfolded protein response; cartilage development
Molecular function (GO): ubiquitin-like protein ligase binding
Source: RefSeq, a predicted model, not a curated record